AUGCAAAAUGAAAGUUCCGGUGUAAAUAGUUACUUUAAGAAUGGAAGAAAGGUUAUUGUUCUUCAUCAACCUCCAUUCAACAUUUGUGAGAGAUUAUUUUCUUAUUUUAAUGUCCAGGACAUGUCUAAAAGACCAAAUGGUGAUUCUUCAUCUUCAUCAAAAUCUCCUAACACUCAUGGUAAUUCUAAUGGUGAACUAAAUAGAACCCCAUUCUCUAAUAUUACAAAUGUUAUUACUCCCGACGUUUUCGCUAAAGAUUCUGUAGAUAGGCGAAAAUUAAGAAAGCUACAUCUGGAUAGUAGAAAAUCUAAUACACUGAAUAAAACUUCAAAGUCGAACAACAAUUUAUCAUCAGCAAAUAAUAUGCCAUCAAUUCUUAAAUCUCAGCAAAAUAUAACACCAGAUAGAUCUCUUACAAAUCAUCAAAUGAGUUUUCAGAGUAUUUAUUCAAGUAUAAACCAUACAACUUCAUUGAAUGAGAUCAACACUGGUAUGGUAGUUUGCACUGACAAUAAUUCUACUCCUACAACUACUCAAGGAGGAUAUUCUAUUUCUUCAAGUAUCAUCACAUCCUCAAAUAUAUCUUCUGGAAAUCAUCGAUCUUCUUUAACAAAGUUGUCAACCGGAAAGCGUAAGUUGAUAAAUACUGCACAGAAUAUAAAUCCUGUGCCAAUGGUUGACUUGACAUCAGAGGCAGAAUCCGAUGUGCACUUUAUUGAGAAAGACCCAUUUAAAGGAAUCUCUAAAGAUUACUUGGAUCAUGGUGAGCAGAAUGUUAUAUGUGGAAUAUGUAAAGCGAGAUUGUGGAAAGAUGAAGCCGGUAAAGGAAAAAUAGAACUUGACAAACUUUGUUAUUUGCAGUGUUGUGGAUACGACAAGGUUGAGCUUCCUGAUUUCAAAGACAGUCAAUCCAGCUAUCAAUGUCUUUUUCGUUGUAUGGAUGAAAAAAGCAAGCAUUUCCUGAAAAACAUCCGCCGUUUUAAUUCUAUGUUCUCUUUUACUUCGAUGGGUGGGAAGAUUGAUUCAUCUAUUAAUAAAGGUAAUGCUCCAUACAUAUUCAGACUUGGCGGUCAAAAUUAUCAUUCUAUGGGAAGUCUUCUACCCGAAAAUGGAGAAAAACCAAAAUUUGCUCAGUUGUACAUAUAUGAUACUGACAAUGAAGUUUCAAAUAGACAUGCAUUAUUCAGUCAAUCAAGAAAUCGUUCAUCAUCAACAUCAGAGACAUUAGAUACUGAGAUUAUACAGUAUUUAAAGAUUAUGCUAGAUACAAAUAAUCAGCUGGUGAAAACUUAUAGGAAUGUACGAGAUUGUUUCAAGGUAAAUCCUCAUGUUAAUCUUAAGCUACGACUAAUUGGUAAAAGAGAGAAAGAUGGAAGAAUAUACAAUUUACCAACGGCUUCUGAAGUUGCUGCUUUGAUUGUUGGAGACAUUAGUGAUUCGCUAGAAAAGCGAGAUAUUAUUGUUGAAACUCAAACUGGUGAUCUACAACGUAUAAGUGAGCUACAUCCUUCAUAUCUAGCUCUUCAAUAUCCACUUUUAUUUCCGUAUGGUGAUGAUUGUUAUCGUGUUGAUAUUCCUCAUAGAGAACUUAGCACUUCAAGCACUAGCAAACGCCCAAAUUGUACCAUGCGAGAAUGGUUUGCAUACCGAGUUCAGGAUAGGGCUAAUAAUUUCUCAUUGAUUCUUAAUUCACGUAGACUUUUCCAACAAUUUUUGGUAGAUGCUUACACUAUGAUUGAAACUGAACGUCUAAACUUCAUACGUUACCAACAGAAGGAUCUUAGAUGUGAGUCAUAUGAUACUCUUCAAAACUUACAAAGGAGGGUAAAAAGGUUUCUUAAGGAUACGACCAUAAAUCCGGAAGAUAGGCCUGAUAUAUUAUGCCGCAUAUUCAAAAUCAAACUUGAUUCAAUCAUCACAGAUUUAAAGGAGAAGGCGUUAUUGGGAACUGUACAAGCAGUUGUUUACACAGUAGAGUUUCAGAAACGUGGUUUACCCCAUGCCCAUAUUUGUUUAUUCAUGGAUGUUAAUCAUAAGCUCCCCACUGUUGACCAUAUCGAACCUUUUAUUUCUGCUGAAAUCCCUGAUAAGAAAGAAGAUCCAGAACUAUAUUCUCUUGUGAGUGAAUACAUGAUUCAUGGUCCAUGUGGCAGUGCUAAACCGAAUUGUCCAUGUAUGGUAGAUGGGAAGUGUUCUAAAAAAUUUCCCAAGAAAUUUGCACCUCACACCUGUAUUGAUUCAAAUGGCUUCCAUGUAUACAAAAGAGCAGAUUCGGGUAACUAUGUUGAAAAGUCGGGUGUUAAGUUAGAUAAUAGAAGUGUUGUGCCGUAUAAUAAAACACUGUUGAAGAGAUAUCAAGCACAUAUCAAUGUAGAAUGGUGCAACCAGGCUGGAUCAAUUAAAUAUUUAUUCAAGUAUAUUAACAAAGGUCCUGAUAGAGCAUCGGUGGCUUUUGAAGAAGCUGGCAAACAAGAUGAACAAGAUUUAGCAAGGGACGAAAUAAAGGAGUAUUAUGAUUGCAGAUACAUUUCCGCAUGUGAAGCGUCAUGGAGAAUUUUUGCAUAUGAGGUUCAUUAUAGGUAUCAUGCGGUUAUUAGACUUCCUUUUCAUUUAACAGGUCAACAUAACGUCGUAUAUGGCGCAGAUGAUGAUAUUGAUGAUGUUCUCAACAAACAAUCUGUUUCUUCGUCUAAGUUUUUAGCCUGGAUGAGCCUUUCCCCAGCUCUUGGUGAGGCUUAUUUUCUGAGGAUUCUUCUCAACAAAGUGAAAGGACCAAAAUGUUUUGAAGAUAUUAGAACGGUAAAUGGGCAAACACUUCCUACUUUUAGAGAUGCAUGCUAUGCGCUUGGGCUUCUAGAUGAUGAUAUGGAAUAUAUCGAAGCAAUUAAAGAAGCAAGUUUAUCACUUACUGAGGACCAAAUAAAAAAUUUGACCUUGGGUGAGAUUGAGAAAUACUUACUACGCAAUAACUCUACCCUAAAGAGAUUUACAUGUAUGCCUUAUCCGAGUGACGACUCCAUAGCUUCAGCAAAUAAUCGUUUAAUCAAUGAGGAGCUAUCUUAUGACAGGACCAAUCUAGGUAAUGAAUUUCAGCCUCUCUUUAAUUCAUUGACAGAUGAACAAAGAUGUGUUUUUGAUGAAAUUAUCAAAGCUAUCAAUGGUAACAAAGGAGGUGUUUUCUUUGUCUAUGGAUACGGUGGAACGGGUAAAACAUUUUUAUGGAAGACAUUAUCAGUUGCAUUACGAUCUAAAGGUGAGAUUGUAUUAAAUGUUGCAUCGAGUGGUAUUGCAUCUUUGCUAUUGUCAGGAGGCCGAACAACGCAUUCUAGAUUUCAUAUUCCUAUCAAUCUUAACGAAGAUUCAAUCUGCCACAUCAAACCAAAUAGUCCUGUUGCUCAUUUACUAAAGGAAACAAAAUUGAUUAUAUGGGAUGAAGCACCGAUGGUACAUAAACAUGCCUUUGAAGCUCUUGAUAGAACACUAAAAGACAUUUUCAAUUGUGAUACUUCAAAAAAUUCUUAA
Messenger RNA from Helianthus annuus (common sunflower), 3522 nucleotides. RefSeq lists its product as uncharacterized. The transcript is spliced from 12 exons. NCBI's taxonomy places the organism in Eukaryota, Viridiplantae, Streptophyta, Magnoliopsida, Asterales, Asteraceae. Bases 1 to 3522 code for a protein of 1173 amino acids. The record is from RefSeq and is a predicted model, not a curated record. Gene Ontology annotation, biological process: DNA repair; telomere maintenance. Gene Ontology annotation, molecular function: DNA helicase activity.